UUCAGUAAAAUCCUUUACGUAUACAACAUGCCAAUUUUACCAGGUGUUAAAGACGGUAAACCACUAAAUGAAGGACAAGACACUGUUCCCAGUAUUGGUUUUGGUACCUUUACCGUCAAGUCUGGUCUUGCCCAAAUGGCAAAGGGAGGAGUCGUUAUGGAUGUGACCAACGCCGAACAAGCGAGAAUAGCCGAACAGGCUGGGGCUUGCGCCGUCAUGGCUCUCGAGAGAGUGCCGGCAGACAUCCGAAAAGAUGGUGGAGUAGCAAGAAUGUCCGAUCCGAAGAAAAUUAAAGAAAUUUGCGAGACAGUAUCAAUUCCCGUAAUGGCGAAAGCCAGAAUUGGACACUUUGCGGAAGCUCAAAUAUUAGAAGCCUUGGGAGUUGACAUGGUUGACGAAUCAGAAGUGUUAACUCAGGCCGAUUACGAAAAUCAUAUCGAUAAAAGGCAAUUUAAAAUACCUUUCGUUUGCGGAGCAAGAAAUUUAGGCGAAGCUCUGAGGAGAAUUGCCGAAGGAGCAGCAAUGAUAAGAACGAAGGGUGAAGCGGGAACUGGAAAUGUUGUUGAGGCUGUUAAGCACGCUAGAACAAUUAAAAGACAAAUUAACUUUGGAAAAUCUAUGGACGAAGAAGAGUUAUAUUCUUACGCUAAAGAACUACAGGUUCCCUAUGAUCUGCUAGUUAAAACUGUUGAAAUGGGUAGACUACCUAUAGUUAAUUUUGCGGCUGGCGGCUUAGCAACUCCCGCAGACGUUUCACUACUAAUGCAGUUGGGCGUCGAUGGAGUUUUCGUUGGAUCAGGUAUCUUUAAAAGUUCAAAUCCCGAAAAAAGAGCUGUCGCCAUGGUACAGGCAGUCACGCACUAUAAGGAUGCCAAAAAGAUGGCUGAAAUAAGCGAAGAUUUAGGAGAACCAAUGGUGGGAUUAAAUUGCGACGACAUUGGUGAGAAAUGGUCGCUAAAGGAAUCCUCAAGAGAUUAGAUUGUAAAGGCAAAGGAAAGAAACGCAAAAAAAAAGAGAGGAAAUAUCGUAAAUCAUAAAAAGGAAAAAAAGAAUAAAUAAAUCGCAAUGAAAAGAAAGACGCAAGUCGGCUUAUUUCUACUUUUAAUCGUAAUGGAAAAUGUGUAAAAAAAAGAUUAUUUGAAUAAAUUUCUAGUGCAUUUAUCCCUCAUCUAAAUUCUUUUACAAAUUAAUAUAUCAAUAUCUCCUACAAUAGAACCCAUGUCUUUUAAUUUUUCAUCAUAUAAUCAGAUAAUACUGUGUAUACAGAAUAGUUUAUUCCGUUCAAACACCAUUCAACUCGCCAAUAGGUGCC
Messenger RNA from Dimorphilus gyrociliatus, 1312 nucleotides. The record is from the annotation of a GenBank genome assembly. NCBI's taxonomy places the organism in Eukaryota, Metazoa, Annelida, Polychaeta, Dinophilidae.